AUGGGAGUCUUACGUGUUUUAUUGGUGAAUAUCGCCAAGUUAAUUUUUAUGAUUAGUACAGUAUCAAGUGUUGAAAUUUGUUCUAAUAAAACCCAGAUUGGAGAACUAGUUAGUCUAAGUGGGACACGUAGAGGUGGCGAAUCUUGUGGAUGUUCAGUCAAUCUUGUUAACGACAAUGAGGAUUCAACUGUAACUUUUCAAGCAACUCAGAAUCCUGCUGGUUGUCAGAAAAAAUUGAUGUUGAAGACUAAAACAAGCGAAUACAACUGUCAAAACUAUCCAUAUCAUACCACAUUUACUUUGACACCAACUGAUCAACUUUAUAUUAAUUUGGUCAAUAGUCAGAACACCUUAGCUGGUUUUGUUUUUAACUUUACCAUACAAACUGAAACCAAUGGUUCACGAGUUAAUUUAACCUGCCGUAGUCUCUGGACAACUGUCGGUGGUAAUAACUUACAAUACAGUAGUACAACAGGUGCGUCUGGACAGAUUGACUUUACAACCAGAGGUACAGAAUCUCAGAACCAAGACUUAGAUAUACCUGUGAUAGUAGGCUGUAUUGUUGGUGGUGUAGUUUUAGUACAUAUUAUUAUUUUGAUGAAAAUAUUUCAUUAUAAAUGA
Molecule: messenger RNA, 621 nt
Organism: Lottia gigantea (owl limpet)
Lineage: Eukaryota; Metazoa; Mollusca; Gastropoda; Lottiidae
Exons: 4
Coding region: 1-621 (206 amino acids)
Source: RefSeq, a predicted model, not a curated record